Messenger RNA from Schistosoma bovis, 4671 nucleotides. The record is from the annotation of a GenBank genome assembly. NCBI's taxonomy places the organism in Eukaryota, Metazoa, Platyhelminthes, Trematoda, Strigeidida, Schistosomatidae.
AAAACAAGUCGGUUUUCCGUUCAAUGUAUGUGGGAUAACAGACGUUCGGAUUUCUGAAUAUUUCAUUCUUGUCAUAUUUCUAAAACACUGAAGUAAUUCAUUAUCAGAGACAUUUUAAACUAAACAAAUACUAUGCGCGACGCAAAUGCAAACGAACGAACUGCACUCACCACUGGUACUGGUGGUGCAGAUUCAUUCGAAAUUUCCCCUAAAGAUCUACAGAAAUUAAUGGACUGUCGUAAAUUGGAGGCUGUUAAAUAUCUUAAUGAAAAAUACGGUGGAGUUGUAGGAUUAUGUCGAUUACUUAAAACAUCUCCACAAGAUGGUUUACAUGAAGAUGAUUUCUCUAAACGUAUUAAUACAUUCGGUGCUAAUGUUAUACCACAACAACGUGCUAAAACAUUUUUAAGAUUAAUGUGGGAAGCUUUACAAGAUUUAACAUUGAUUGUUUUAAUUGUUGCUGCAUUCAUUUCACUUGCAUUAUCACUUUAUAUAAAAUAUGGACAAGCACCAACAUUUGAUGAAUCGGAAGGACAAGCUGGUUGGAUUGAAGGUUUAGCCAUUCUAAUUGCUGUAUUUGUUGUUGUAUUUGUUGUGGCAUUGAAUGAUUGGCAAAAAGAACGACAAUUUCGUGGUUUACAAAAUAAAAUUGAAUCAGAGCAUACAUUUUUUGUUAUACGUAAAGGUGAUACUAAACAAAUUCCUGUAAAAGAAAUUGUUGUUGGUGAUGUAUGUCAAGUGAAAUAUGGUGAUCUCCUACCAGCUGAUGGUAUAGUGAUACAAUGUAAUGAUUUAAAAAUUGAUGAAAGCUCUUUAACUGGUGAAUCGGAUCAAGUAAGAAAAAGUGAAACAAAAGAUCCUGUCCUACUUUCAGGCACUCAUGUUAUGGAAGGUUCCGGUAAAAUGGUUGUUACUGCCGUUGGACCGAAUUCACAAGCUGGUAUAAUAUUUGCUUUGCUAUCUUCUGGUUCUCAUGAUGAACAUGGUGGCGGUGGUCAAGAGAACAAAAAAGAGAAAAGCAAAACUAAAAAGAAUGGUAAAAAAGGGAAAAAGAACACUAACAAAGUACCAUCUGCUAAUUCCGAUGCUUAUCAAAUGAAAUCAAAGGAGAAUAAAACAAAAACUGAAUCUGAUACAGAACAGACUUCGAAACCGAAGAAAAAACCACGUCGUAAAGAACAAUCUGUGUUACAAGCAAAAUUAACUAAAUUAGCCAUACAAAUUGGUUAUGUUGGUACAUGUGUUGCAAUAGCUACUGUCCUAAUAUUAAUCAUAAAAUUUUCAGUACAUACAUUUGCACAAAAUAAAGAACCAUGGCAAACUGGAAAACAUUUGAAACAAAUAGUUAAUUAUAUUAUUACUGGUGUGACAGUAUUAGUUGUUGCUGUUCCCGAAGGUUUACCACUUGCUGUAACUUUAUCAUUGGCAUAUUCAGUGAAACGUAUGAUGAAAGAUAAUAAUUUAGUUCGACAUUUAGAUGCAUGUGAAACAAUGGGCAAUGCAACAGCGAUUUGUUCAGACAAAACUGGUACAUUAACUACAAAUCGUAUGACAGCUGUUCAAUGUUUCAUUGGUAAUAAACAUUAUAAACGUAUACCGACAGCUUCAGAAUUACCAGAAUCUAUCACCAAUCUCAUAGUAAUGAAUAUAUCUAUUAAUAGUGGGUAUACAUCGAAACUUUUGCCUCCCGAUAUUCCAAAUGCUUUACCUAAACAAGUUGGAAAUAAAACAGAAUGUGCUUUAUUAGGUUUUGUCAAAUCUAUUGGACGUAGCUAUGAAGAUAUACGUACACAAUGGAGUGAAGAACGUUUAUAUAAAGUGUACACAUUUAAUUCAAUACGUAAAUCUAUGAGUACAGUUAUUAAAGAAUCAGAUAAUCCAAUGUCAUUUUUAUUGUUUACUAAAGGUGCUUCAGAAAUGGUUGUUAAAUGUUGUUCUUGGAUGAUGGAUGAACAAAAUAAACCAAGACCAUUCAGUCUACAAGAUCAAGAACGUUUAACUGAAGCAGUGAUUGAACCAAUGGCAGGUGAAGGUCUUCGAACCAUUGGCAUAGCUUAUAAAAAAAUUACAAUAGCUACAAAUUCAAAAAGUCCGAAUGAUAUGAUUGUACAAAGUGAACCGAAUUGGGAUGAUGAAGAACAUUUAUUAGAAGGUCUUACUUUAUUAGGUAUUAUUGGAAUUGAAGAUCCAGUUCGACCAGAAGUACCAGCUGCUAUACGUCAAUGUCAAAAAGCCGGUAUCACUGUACGUAUGGUAACUGGUGAUAAUGUAAAUACAGCACGAUCAAUUGCAAUGAAAUGUGGUAUUAUACAACCAGGUGAAAAUUUUCUUGUUAUUGAAGGUAAAGAAUUUAAUCGACGUAUUCGUGACAAAGCAACUGGUAAAGUUAGACAAGAUUUAUUUGAUCAAGUAUGGAUUAAUUUAAGAGUAUUGGCUAGAUCUUCACCUCAGGAUAAAUACACAUUAGUCAGUGGGAUAAUUAACAGUCGUGCAGCACCGUCACGUCAAGUAGUCGCUGUCACUGGUGAUGGUACAAAUGAUGGUCCAGCGUUGAAACGUGCAGAUGUUGGUUUUGCAAUGGGUAUAGCUGGUACAGAUGUAGCAAAAGAAGCAUCUGAUAUUAUAUUGACAGAUGAUAAUUUUUCAAGUAUUGUUAAAGCUGUUAUGUGGGGUCGUAAUGUAUAUGAUUCAAUUACAAAGUUUUUACAAUUUCAAUUAACUGUAAAUUGUGUGGCAAUUAUUGUUGCAUUCGCUGGAGCAUGCUUUUUAGAUGAUAGUCCAUUGAAAGCUAUACAAAUGUUAUGGGUCAAUUUAAUUAUGGAUACAUUGGCUAGUUUAGCAUUGGCUACAGAACAACCAUCAGUGGAAUUAUUAGAUCGUGCACCAUAUGGACGUACUCAACCAUUGAUCAGUAGACAAAUGGCUAAAAAUAUCUUAGGUCAUUCUUUAUAUCAAUUGGGUGUUAUAUUUUUCUUAUUAUUUUAUGUUCAAUUAAUAAUGGAAGUCGAUAAUGUAUCGGGGAUAACAGUACAUGAACCAACACAACAUUAUACUAUAAUAUUUAAUACUUUAGUAUUAAUGACAUUAUUUAAUGAAUUUAAUGCAAGAAAAAUUCAUGGACAACGUAAUGUAUUUAGUGGUUUACAUAGAAAUCCAUUAUUUAUUAUAAUUUGGUUUGUAACAUUUUUAUUACAAGCAUUAAUUAUACAAUUUGGUUCAUAUGCAUUCAGUACAAAAGCAUUAGAAUUAGAUCAAUGGGCUUGGUGUUUAUUCUUUGGUGUUGGUGAACUUGUCUGGGGUCAGGUUGUUAAUACAGUACCGAAUGCAAUUAUACCAAAAUGUAAAUGUCGUAAACGUAAACGUCCUACAGUUGUCGGUGUUAACGAAAAUGCAGCUGAUGAAUACAUUAAAGAUGCGAUUGAAGUCGGUGAAGCUGAUGAAGAAGAAGAUGAAAUCUCUCCAUUAUCACUAGGUGGUGCUAAUAUGGGAAUUGGUGGACGUAUUUUAUGGAUUCGUGGUGUAAAUCGUAUUCAAACACAGAUGCAAGCUAUGAAAGUGGUCGAUGCAUUCCGUAUGGGACUUGGACCACAUAUUGAUUUGGAACAACGUAGAAGUAUUGGUUCAUUGGCAUUUAGACAACGUCAAAAUUCUAGUAUUGAAUACGUGGAUGCUGAUGCUCCGGAUGAAUCUUAAUUAUAUCUAUCUGUUUAAAUACGCUUAUGCGUUUAUGUUUGUAUGAAAGCAUAAGCAUCGUUAUUGAUGUCAACGCUCGAUAUAUUGAUUAAACACUAUACAGAAUUAUACCUUUUUAAUUCAUACUUUACCCUAAUAGAUAGUUGAUCAUAUCAAUUAUUAUAAAGACCUAAACAUAUGCGAAAUUUGUAUUUCUUUCCUCCGUAUAUACAAAAUCUUCCUAUCUCCCUAUCUCUCUCUCUUUCUGAUACACACACAUCCACACAUAAGCUACAACUCUCUACGUCCGUGUGUGUGUGUGUGUGUGUGCGGGUACGUGCUCAAUUUUCUUAUAUAAACGGUAUGUAAUUAGCAUUAUAUUGUUAAUGUUGCCAUUGUCUCUGCUGUUAUUGUCGUUCAUUCUUAUUUUCAUGAAUUGACGAUCCCUCCUUCCAACAUUGAUAUACUAUAUAUAUACAUGUAAUAAUAGACAAUAUAUAUUACAUACAUUUUAUUUUCGCUUUAAGGCAACGUUGUUGUUGUUGUUGUUGUUGUUGUCGUCGUCGUUGUUAUAUUGUCCCUUUGUUAUUUCCUCAAUCUUUCAUCUUCAUUCAGUUCUUCGUUUGUUUGUUUGUUUGGUCGUUUGCUUUUCUUCAUUCUCUUCUCUCUCUUUUUUUUCUUCUUUUUGUUGCUUUUAUUGAUUAUUGUUUCUCUAUUUUGUUUUUCUCUUUAAUAUUUUAUAAAAGAAUUUUAAUAAUGAAUCCUGAUUAAAUAAUUCAAGAGAUUAUUUGUAUUAUUGACAAUAUGUUACUUUACUUUCUCAUUUGGUUUUAUUCAAUAUUAUUAUUAGUUUUUAAAAAGAAUUUUUUUUUUAAAUUCUGGCUUAUUAUUAGUAGUAUAUUUAAUAGUAGUAUUGUAACAAGGUAUUCAUUGUUGCCUUUUUUUAUUCUAAAAAAAACAUCAUCAAUAAUUGAUCCAAUAAUGAUCAUAUUUCUCUUG